Messenger RNA from Xyrauchen texanus (razorback sucker), 522 nucleotides. RefSeq names its product nanos homolog 3 (gene nanos3). The record is from RefSeq and is a predicted model, not a curated record. Gene Ontology annotation, biological process: negative regulation of translation; oogenesis. The transcript has a single exon. Gene Ontology annotation, cellular component: perinuclear region of cytoplasm. Lineage: Eukaryota; Metazoa; Chordata; Actinopteri; Cypriniformes; Catostomidae. Gene Ontology annotation, molecular function: zinc ion binding; mRNA binding. Bases 1 to 522 code for a protein of 173 amino acids.
AUGGCAUUCUCUCUGUUCCCGUACUUCCUGUCGUUUUAUGGAUCUAUGGAGUCUAAAAACUGCGACUUUCAGCCCUGGAGAGACUACAUGGGAUUAGCGGAGAUGAUCAGAGCGAUGCAGCGGACACCUGCGGCACUUUCAGAGCGUCAGGUCGAGAGCUCGCGGUGUGGUGACAAGAGCGAACAUGCCUCCGCGACCAUGGAGUCUCCAAACACCCCCAACAAGCGUGCGCGUACGGCUCCGGUGAGGGAUUCGAGGGGCGCGGACCUCGCGACGCCCGGCAAGAGCAUCAGCAGCACACCCGACAAAAAGUUCUGCAGCUUCUGCAAACAUAACGGCGAGUCUGAGGCGGUGUUCGCCUCGCAUUAUUUAAAGGACCGCAACGGAGACGUGGUGUGUCCGUACUUGAGCCAGUACGUGUGUCCGCAGUGCGGGGCCACGGGAGCCAAAGCGCACACCAAGAGGUUCUGCCCACUCGUGGAUGAGACUUACAGCUCCGUGUAUGUCAGAUCGACAUGGUGA